Molecule: messenger RNA, 1086 nt
Organism: Aspergillus mulundensis
Lineage: Eukaryota; Fungi; Ascomycota; Eurotiomycetes; Eurotiales; Aspergillaceae
Exons: 2
Coding region: 1-1086 (361 amino acids)
Source: RefSeq, a predicted model, not a curated record
AUGGUCCUGUCAAACCCCGAAAAGACGAUCCGCAAGAUUGACAUCGCUCAGGUGUCUCUCAACCUCCAGGACCGCCUCGGCCUUGCCAAAGUCAAGUACCAGCAUGGCCGGCUUCCCUCACACCAGAACGGUGGGCUGCAUAUCUCUUUUGGGUUGGAAAGCAGUGACAAACCCUCCGAUUCCUCCUCCGACAUCUCCACCAGCCGCUGCGAGACACCUCUGACCUCUCCCCUGCGAGCCUCGUCCUAUUCCUAUUCGAAGGAGCUCCCUCGCUCGUCCAGAAACAGACAUGCGGCCACCUUCAACUCGAGGGUGAUGCAGCCCAUGCUCUCUGCCAGUCGAAAGCGCAUCCGAGCCGACUCCGCUGCAGACCGUGACCGUCCGGCAAAGGUUUCUCGGGCGUCAUGGAAGAGUUCGUAUCAAUUGCCCGAGUCGUCUCCGGGCUUCCGUCGUCACACCAAUACUCGCCGCGGUCGAAACAACCUCCCGCUUAUUACGGAAACAGCUCCCAUUUCCGAGCUUUCCUCCCCGGGCCCAAGGUACCACGCUCAAUCGGACGAUGAGAACGACCCCGAUCUCCCUGUGCACAGCUUCCAAGUGAGCUCCGUUGUAGGCUCGUCACCUCCUCGUACACCGCCGCCAAAGCAUGCCUCGUUAUCACGAAAUGACCGCAAUCUCCGCCACGAAGACGGAGCAGAUCUCCUUCUGUACCUAGCCAACUCGCCAACCCCGGCCAGAGUAGCAACCAAACCCCAGCCGCAAGCAUUCCCUCCCUCGACGCCGCCUAGUCAACAUGCGGUCCUUCCAUCCAUGACACCGACACCAGGCGGCGGAAUGUUUCCCAACUUCGGCACGCCGAAUCAACAGUUCAACUUUGCGGACUUUGUCAACGUGACUCCCAGCCCAGCACAGCCUGCCUUUGGUGGUCGGACACCUGGUGGGCUCGCCCGGACACCACUGACGAGCAAAGACAUACGGAGACGGUCAAACCUGGACAACCUUCUGCCACCAGGAAUCGACAGCCCCAAGAUCCGCGAGAAGGGUCCAGGUGCUGUUUUGCAGCUGGGUGGCGAGCUGCGGCCGUGA